Molecule: messenger RNA, 2484 nt
Organism: Gadus macrocephalus (Pacific cod)
Lineage: Eukaryota; Metazoa; Chordata; Actinopteri; Gadiformes; Gadidae
Product: saccharopine dehydrogenase-like oxidoreductase
Exons: 12
Coding region: 229-1518 (429 amino acids)
Biological process (GO): glycolipid biosynthetic process
Cellular component (GO): plasma membrane; lipid droplet; mitochondrion
Source: RefSeq, a predicted model, not a curated record
AUUCCUUGGUCCUUCCUUUUUUAUUCCUUGUAAUAAAUAACGCAUAAAGUCUGUGAGCGGUCAUUUUGAAAAAUAUAUAUGAUCUUUUUUUGUUAAAUGCCAUUGAAUCAGCUCUUUAUGUUGCGUAGAUAUUCUGAGAUUUGACGAAGAACGACUGCGCACUGUUCCAUGCGCAGCCAGGAGAGGGGACUGACAGCUAACGUGGGCUCAUAAACGGACAUAACAACAAUGGCGUCCUCCGUAACCUCAAAAAGACCUUAUCACAUCAUAGUGUUCGGUGCUUCUGGUUUUACCGGGCAGUACGUGGUGGAAGAGGUGGCUCGGUGUGCCACGGAGGGCAUCGACGGGCCUCUGAAAUGGGCCGUGGCCGGAAGAAGCAGAGCACGCCUGGAGAAAGUGCUGGAGCAAGCGGCCAAUACACUGUCCAUGCCAGCACUUCGGACGGAUAUAGAAAUCAUUGUAGCUGAUGUGUCGAUCGAGGAAUCUAUGGCCCUCAUGUGUCAACAAGGGGUGGUGAUUCUGAACUGUGUAGGACCAUACAGGUUCUAUGGGGAACCGGUGGUCAAGGCUUGCAUAGAGAACGGAGCGCAUUGCAUAGACAUCUGUGGAGAACCUCAGUUCCUGGAGCGUAUGCAGUGUGAGUACCACAGCCAGGCACUGGAGCGAGGCGUCUACGUCAUCGGGAGCUGCGGCUUUGACUCCAUACCUGCCGACCUGGGGGUCCUCUACACAGAGAGGCAGCUCAAAGGAACUCUCACAGCAGUGGAGAGCUUCCUGACCAUCAGUAGUGGACCACAGGGGGGAGGUGGCCAUGACGCGACCUGGCAGUCGGCCGUCUACGGCUUUGCAGACAGCGGGGCCUUACGCAAGCUGAGGAGGAAGAUGGGUUUCAAACCCUUACCUGUGCUCGGACCUAAACUGAAAACCAGGGGCUCUGUGUUCUUCAGCAAAGAGAUUGACCAGUACUCCAUCCCCUUCAUGGGCGCGGAUCCCUCCGUGGUCAAGAGGACACAGCGCUUCCUUCUAGAGGCGGAGCAGAAGUUACCCGUCCAGUACAGUGCCUAUGUGGGGGUGGGGAACCUGUUCUCCGUGGCCAAGCUGGCGUGUGGCGGCCUGCUCUUCUGGUUGAUGGUGAAGUUCAGCCUGGGACGGAAGCUCCUCACCACGUUUCCAUCAUUCUUCUCUUUCGGGAUGUUCACCAAGGAAGGCCCGUCUCUGAAGCAGAUGGAGGACACUAGUUUCUGCAUGACGUUCUUCGGCGAGGGCUACUCGGACGGGAAGGAUCCGGCACUGGGGCCCCCCGACGCAAAGAUCUGCACCCAGGUCAUCGGAGCGGAGCCCGGCUACGUAGCGACCCCAGCUACCAUGGUCCAGGCAGCCGUUACAGUGCUGAACGACCUGCACUCCCUCCCCAAUAGAGGAGGGGUUUACACGCCAGCGGCUGCGUUCAGCAACACCCGCCUCAUCGAGCGCCUCAACACCCACGGUAUCAAGUUCUCCGUCAGGAGCUACCCCUAGCCAAUCACACGGCUUAGAACCCGGUCGCGUCAUCAUGAACAGCGGGAGGGCUUCACAUGAUGUCACGCACAUUCCAAGCCAUCAUCUUUGGGCUUCUUCAUCAACAUUCAUUCUUAUUAGAGAGACUAAACGGUCACAGCAGAGUUUAGUUUAGGUAUUGAGAUGGUAUAAUAUUGGUAUUGGGUUAGCGAGGAAUAAGUUUCAGUAUUUAAAGAUGGUUAAGUUGUGGUCUUUAAAGAUGGUUAAGUUGAGGUAUUUAAAAAUGGUUAAGUUGAGGUAUUUAAAGGUGGUUCAUUUUGGUAUUCGGUUAGAGAUGAUUAAGUUUAGGUAUUUAAAGACAGUUAAAUGUACGUAUUUAAAGAUGGUUAAGUUUAGGCAUUUAAAGAUGGCUAAUUGUGGUAUUGGGUUCGAGAUCAUUAAGUUUAGGUUAGAGAUGUCUAUUAGGUAUUGGUACUUUUUUUUUUAAAACUUGGCUUGGGUGUAUGCAUCUAUGUCAGCCGUGUCCCUUCAGUCUCUCUCCUAUAAUAAGAAAAGUGACUGGUUGCUUUUUGGUCCAGAAGUACCAAGAUGGCAGCUUGAACUUCUUUCAUGGAAUUUAAGGUCACAGGAUUGAAGCCCUCAUUUGAUGUCAAUAUAGAAAAUGGGAUCAUAAUAGCAAACAAAAAAAAGCCUCAUAAUACAUAUUUUCAGUGAAUGCUUAUUACUGCGAUAUUUCUAAAAGAAGAGUUGCUGCAGCCAAAAAUGCACUUAGCGAGUUUCACUAAUGUGAAAGCCAGAGAUGUUGAUAUAAUAUUCUAUUGUGGUAAUUUGAGUAUUUGUAGUCCCUGAUUGUCAGUGGUUAAAUGGAACUUUUGUUUUUUUAAUCAAUAUUUUCAAUAUGCGUGGGCACCUUCUAGAAAUUCUAAUUAAUUCAAAUGUAUUAUUUAUGAACCAGAAAAGCUAAUAAAAAGUAAUCCAUGUGAUGUA